AUGAGCACUCAGCAGACUUCAAACACUCGACCUUGCCGUUGUGGAUCCAUAUCCCACCAACGUACUUCUAAUUCUUCUUGCCGUCUCAAUGCUCGCAAUCUACGCCCUCAAUUGCAUAGCCAAGAGGAAGCUAAUACACGCAAUACACGCAAUACACGUCGUCGACUGAAUGAUGAAGAGGAAGCUAAUACACGCAAUACACGUCGUCGACUGAAUGAUGAAGAGGAGGCUGAUACACGCAAUACACGCAAUACACGUCGUCAACUGAAUGGUGAAGAACAACCCAACGAGCCAUCAAUUGCAAGCAUAAAUAAUGCACCUACCAAUCCCACUCGGUUGUGCCCUCAAUGCAAUUCUCCAACACAUCGUAGUCGACGCAGUGCUCAAUGCCCCUUCAAUCGUGACAACAUCGUGUCCGAACAUGGUGCACAAUACAAGUUGGCAUGUCAUGCUGAUUCAUUCUUGCCGGAGCAUGUAUAUGGUCCCAAUGUCUCCCAGCAACCAGAUGCAACAUACCGGCGUCACACAUUCCCAGCAAUGGAUGUAUCAUGUCCAUUUUGUGGUGCCCUAAUGUGGAUGGAAGAGAAGGUGGUGGGAUCAAGCAGAAUAAAUCCGCGUUUCGCUCUUUGUUGUUCGCAAGGGAACACACGCUUACCUAUCCCAAAUGAGCCUCCAAGUGAAAUUAUCGACCUCAUCACAGCUGAUCGCACGUCAAGAAACCAGAGCCAUGUCAAUUUCAUGAACAACAUCAGAGCCUAUAACUCCAUGUUUGCGUUUUGUUCAAUCAAAGCCAACUACGAUAGGCGACUGGCUGAUGGCUCUGAUGGUGUACCCACUUAUCGUAUCAAUGGCACCAUGUACCACCAUAUGGGAGCUCUCUCAGCACGAGAAGGCCAAGAACCUAAAUUCUCCCAGAUCUAUUUUUUGGAUGAACAAGAACAAAUGGCUCGCCGAACAACACUUUUUUCGGGAUUGGAUAACGAGAUUAUCGAGAUGUUGCAACGAUUGAUUUCAACAGUGAACCCGAUGGCGUUGCGUUUUCGAAGUGCAUACGAAAUCCACAGCAACAAUCCUGUCAGCGAAGUCCAAGUUGUCAUCAAAUCUGCACGUCAACUAGGACGUCGUUUUGACACCCCAACAUGCGCAGAGGUGGCAGCUGUACCUGUUGAAAACGCCGUGGAUGGAUCGAUAGAGCCAUACGAUAUUGUUGUCAGUAACCGUCAAGGAGGACUUCUUCAAAUCAUCAACUCUCUCCACAAGUCGUAUAUGGCAUUGCAUUAUGUCUUGAUGUUCCCAUAUGGCGAUGAUGGGUGGUUCCAUACUAUGACAUUGCUCUAUUAA
Lichtheimia ornata is the source of this 1341-nucleotide messenger RNA. RefSeq lists its product as uncharacterized. The record is from RefSeq and is a predicted model, not a curated record. The transcript is spliced from 3 exons. Lineage: Eukaryota; Fungi; Mucoromycota; Mucoromycetes; Mucorales; Lichtheimiaceae. The coding region runs from base 1 to 1341 and encodes 446 amino acids.